This is a messenger RNA of Theobroma cacao (cacao), 955 nucleotides long. RefSeq names its product Adenine nucleotide alpha hydrolases-like superfamily protein. The record is from RefSeq and is a predicted model, not a curated record. NCBI's taxonomy places the organism in Eukaryota, Viridiplantae, Streptophyta, Magnoliopsida, Malvales, Malvaceae.
AGUUUAGUUUUAGCUUUUUGACACAAUCCCAUCUCAGAAAAAGUCUCCCUGCUUGUGCUCUAGAGAGGGAGAGAGAGAGGGAGAGGGAGAGGAGGGGAAAGGGAUCAAAAAGGUGAGGGAGGGAAUGGAUGUGAGGAAAAUAGUCGUGGUAGUAGAGGAUGAAGAUGUAGCAAGAACAGCACUGCAAUGGGCUCUCCACAACUUACUUCGCUAUGGUGAUUUGCUAACUCUCCUUCAUGUCUUCUCUCCCACUACAUCCAGAAGCAAGAAGAAAGCAAGGCGGCUUCGCUUGCAAGGCUAUCAGCUGGCUCUCUCCUUCAAGGAAACAUGUAACUCCAAUUUCUUCAACAGAAUUGUGUUACAGACAAAUAUUGAGAUAAUUGUCACGGAAGGCGACCAGGAAGGCAGGAAGAUUCUGGCCAUCGUGCGGGAGAUUGGAGCCUCUGUUCUUGUUGUUGGUCUCCAUGAUCAGAGCUUCCUUUACAAGUUGGCCAUGGCCCACGACAGCAUAGCAAGCAGCUUCAACUGCAGAGUUCUUGCCAUCAAGCAACCAGAAUUGGUGCCACCGAGGACCAAGACCAGAGCAAUGCUAUCAGGGCUAGACAGCUCAACUAACAUGGACUUUUCCCAAAUCGAGAUUUCCGGAUUACAGGUCCCUGAUAUUCCUACCCCAAAGAUUCCAUAUCGAAUCUGUCCAAGCCCUUCUGCAAUUAUUUGGAGGUCGUCAAGGAAAUCCAGGAAAAAGAGGAGCUAUACCAAUGGAGCUUGAACAUGAAAAGCUUAGAGUAUAUCCAAAAUGCACAUAGUUUUUAAGCUAAUUUUCACAUUUUCUGGGCACAGUUUGUUCUUUAGGAUCUCAACUUCUCUUACAGUUACAGAUUACACAAAAAACAAAAAAAUACAAAUAAACAAUGGAGAUUGACAUCAUACAACAAUCUUUUGCUUAGUUUUGAUA